Emiliania huxleyi CCMP1516 is the source of this 691-nucleotide messenger RNA. RefSeq lists its product as hypothetical. The coding region runs from base 274 to 606 and encodes 110 amino acids. The record is from RefSeq and is a predicted model, not a curated record. NCBI's taxonomy places the organism in Eukaryota, Haptophyta, Isochrysidales, Noelaerhabdaceae. The transcript has a single exon.
CGCGCGAAGUGGCUUGCAUCGUGGUGCGUGGCGCGAGCCGGGCGGCUCUCCCCUCCCCCCCCCCCCCCUCGCUCCCCGCUUUUCCUACCGCCCUGCUGCCCCCUCGAGGCCGCGGCCAGACUGCGACCUCCUCUCUCUCCCCCCCCCUCGUGUGUGCAGGUGCCCACAGGGCUCGCCCUCGUCGCUCCGGAGGGACCGCUCACGCCGCCUGGGCCGGGCGCCCCGCCGCCCACCCCGGCGGAGCAGAACACGUCGCUCGCAUACGCCGUCUCGAUGAGGGAGGAGGAGUCGGAGGACGGCGAGGGCAGGCUGGUCGCGGUGGUGGAGCCCACCUUCGCAAUGUACGCAGCGGCGCCGAGUCCCGAGGGCACGGUGCGCAUCAACGGCGCGGAGGUGACCGAGUCGCCGCAAGGGACGGUGCGGGUCAAGGGGCCGCCGCCCGCGAUGCAGCGAGGCGCGCUGCAGAUGGCCGCCUUGCGAGCCGCCUUUGCGAUGGGGCAGGACCUGCCCGAGGACGCGGCUCCGCCCUCGGAGGACCCUUCUGAGGAGUCCUCUGGCUCCUCCUCUCUCAUGCUCCAUGCACAUGGUCAUGCUCAUGGUUCAUAGACCAUGGUCCAAAAGGAACGUGUCACAUAUUUCUGGCUGAGUCCACGGUCAGGGUGCCGAGCUAUUGUGUAAACGCUCCGUAGAG